AUGAUCCCGCCUCGUCGUCCUCGCCCCGGCCCCGCGGUUGGAAGCGUCGUAUCGCAAAAGCCUGCGACUCCUGUCGCCAAAGGCGAACAAAGUGCAGCGGCGCGCGUCCCACCUGCUCCCAAUGCGUACGGCUCGGAGCCAGCUGCCACUACUCGGACGCCGUCGCCAGACAGACGCGUCCUCGGCCGGAAAGACCAAGCAGUACCCGACACCUUGAGGCACGCCUUCACGAGCUCGAAGCAACUCUCCACCGGCAUCAUCAGCCGAGCUCUGUGCCCGAAGCAUCGCAGCAAGGGCCGCGCCAGAGCCCCGGAGAUGGCACUGAACCGCCGCCACCGGCCUCCGACGGGAACGGAGGCCGCGGCACAAUCAGGCCCCUCAUCGAGCAUAUCCAUCCUGUCUCCGGACGGCCUGCAAUGGCUGGAAUCCCGCACCGCCGACGCCUCUCUGCGCCACCGCCUCGAACAGCCGCUGAGGGGAGGCGCCAGCUGGGCCGGAUGGACCCAUCCGCUGCUUCAAUCGCUGUGGCCUGCUGAAAACUCGACGCCUGUCCCCCCCUGUGACGAGGCUCUGGCCCUGGUCAAUGACUACUUCGACAACUACAACACCCUUCUGCCCAUCUUCCACCCUCCAACUUUCAUGGCCCUGUUCGGCACCCACUAUCAGCCUGCUUCUGCCGCACGUGCAAGCAACGACCCCGCCUGGUCAGCAGCCUUCAAUGCAGUCCUGGCCCUCUCGCAGCGCUGGAGAGCCGAGCAGAAUCCCGCCAUCAAACAUCUCGCCGACCGAGCCUGGGCUUAUGCAAAGAACGCGCUCGAGGUCGUGCUGGCCUUGCUCAUGCGCAGCACCAGUCUGCUUUCCGUCCAGGCCCUCCUGGCCCUGGCCUGCUUCUUCCGCGGCACCCCGAAUCCCCAGCCCUUCUUCUUCCUCACCGCCGCUGCCCUUCGCCUCUCCCACUCUGCCGGUCUUCACCGAGCAGCCGACCAUCUUCCGCUGACACCCGUAGACCGCGAGCAGAGGUUGCGCGUCUUCUGGAUCGCCCUCAUUCUGGACUCCAGCGCCUCUCUGCGCACCGGCCGGCCCUGCACCCACAGCAUCAACGACAUCGGUGUUCCCCUGCCCUCGCCGUCUCCCAAGGACAACCUUGGGAUACUGGUGAACCGCCGCGGCACCGCCGUCCUGAGCUUUCUUCUGGCGCAAGCCAAGUUCGCCGUCAUCGAAGGCAAGGUGUACGACCGCAUCUUCACCGCCUCCGCUUCCAACAAGACCACCGACGCUCUCGAUGCCGACGUGCGCGACCUGGGCAGGGAACUGGCCGAGUGGAGCCGCAUGAUUCCCGGAGGGGCCGACUGCAGCGGAGUGGUUGUCGACGACUGGGGCGACCAACACCUUCACGUUGCCAGUCUGCUCCUUGCAUAUCACAGCUGCGUCAUCACCGUCCACAGCGCCACAUGGCAGCGGCACUUUAGCACCCUGAGGAGCAGGCGAUGCGCUCGCCCGAGCCUCGACGUCUCCUCGGGCUUCCCCGACGCCCACGUGUGCCUCCAGGCAGCGCGUGAAAUCGUCCAGCUGCUCUCGCACGUCCCGCAGGCAAAGACGAGCUUUAUUUGGGAGGUGGUGCACCGGCCCGUGCAAGCCAUGAUGCUCUUCUUCAUCUGCAUCCUCCAGCAGCCCGACGACGCCGAGGCCGAGGCCCACGUCCAAGCCAUCGGCGCCGCCGUCGCCUUCAUGUCCAAGGCGAUGACCAACCAGGAGGACUGCUUCGUGCAGCCCAUGCUGACGGUCGGCCACGAACUCAUCCGCAUCGCGCGUGCUGCCAUUCAGAGAGGCAGGGAACGCGCGUCUGAUGAAAUCGGCGGCUCGAGGAGCAAUAAUGGCCAGCCUAUCUCGUCAUAUAAUAACCCCAGUCUGGCGGCGCCUGGAGGCGAUGCUGGAGUCCCUUCGUUUACGCCCGACCGCGCAGGCAACCUUGGUCCAGGGCCGGGUCCGACUUCAGCUCCGGCAGAGCAGUCGGCCCCCGGCUCUGAUUUUCACGAACAGGCCUGGAGCGCCGAUUCGGGAUUCAGUGGCAUGGACCCAUUGGCCGAGAUAGCCAUUCCGUUCUCGUGGAACUGGCAGGACCUGUCGACCGGUCUACUAGAAGAGUUCAACCUCCUGUUUUAG
Messenger RNA from Diplodia corticola, 2163 nucleotides. Its product is annotated as fungal specific transcription factor domain-containing protein. The record is from RefSeq and is a predicted model, not a curated record. Gene Ontology annotation, biological process: DNA-templated transcription. Lineage: Eukaryota; Fungi; Ascomycota; Dothideomycetes; Botryosphaeriales; Botryosphaeriaceae. The transcript has 5 exons. Gene Ontology annotation, molecular function: DNA binding; zinc ion binding. Bases 1 to 2163 code for a protein of 720 amino acids.